Homarus americanus (American lobster) is the source of this 1513-nucleotide messenger RNA. RefSeq names its product probable pyruvate dehydrogenase E1 component subunit alpha, mitochondrial. Gene Ontology annotation, molecular function: pyruvate dehydrogenase (acetyl-transferring) activity. Bases 93 to 1295 code for a protein of 400 amino acids. The record is from RefSeq and is a predicted model, not a curated record. Gene Ontology annotation, biological process: pyruvate decarboxylation to acetyl-CoA. The transcript has 7 exons. Gene Ontology annotation, cellular component: intracellular membrane-bounded organelle. NCBI's taxonomy places the organism in Eukaryota, Metazoa, Arthropoda, Malacostraca, Decapoda, Nephropidae.
UGAUAUAGGGAUGGUGGUCGUGGAAGUUUUGGAACAUUGUGACUUGCAGCCGAGACCACCGAGGAAAAGCUUCCACGAACAAUAACACCAAAAUGUUGUCCCAAAUGUUGAAGUCUGUGACAAGUCAGAGUCAGACCCGUCAGAGAGCUCUGGCAACCUUUCUGACAUCAGUUAGAAGGAAUGGCACUGUAUCAGAAGCCAGUUUUGAAACUCAACUUUACAAGCUGCACCUACUUGAAGAACCUCCCAGUGCUACAGCCACCUGCACCAGGGAUGAAGCUCUCCUCUUCUACCAUCAGAUGCAAAUUGUUAGGAGGAUGGAGUCUGCUUCCAGUAACCUCUACAAAGAAAAGGCCAUUCGUGGAUUCUGUCAUUUAUACAGUGGUCAAGAAGCCAUCUGUGUUGGUAUAAAAGCUGCUCUGAGGCCUCAAGACUCUGUCAUCACUGCUUAUCGUGACCAUGGAUGGGCAUACGUCAUGGGCUGCUCUGUUGUGGGUAUCAUGGCUGAGCUGACAGGGAGGGCGCAAGGUGUGGCACGAGGCAAGGGUGGAUCCAUGCACAUGUACACCAAGAACUUUUACGGGGGUAAUGGUAUCGUAGGGGCGCAGGUCCCGGUUGGUGCGGGUGUUGCUCUAGCCAACAAAUACUUAGAGAACGGAGGCAUCAAUGUGGCACUGUAUGGUGAUGGCGCUGCUAAUCAGGGUCAACUUUUCGAGGCAUAUAACAUGGCCAAGCUGAUGAACCUUCCAUCUGUUUUUAUCUGUGAGAAUAAUGGUUAUGGCAUGGGCACCAGCAUUGAUCGUGCCGCAGCCUCUACCAACUACUACACCCGAGGAAAUUAUGUCCCAGGAAUAUGGAUUGAUGGUAUGGAUGUGCUGAGUGUGCGGGAAGCCAUCAAAUAUUGCGUUGAUUACUGCACGUCAGGAAAAGGCCCACUGGUACUGGAAGUUGCUACUUAUCGUUACCACGGACACUCCAUGUCUGAUCCGGGCACCUCUUACCGCACCCGCGAUGAAAUCCAGGAGGUCCGCCAAACCCGAGACCCCAUCAUGUUGUUCAAAGAACACAUUGUAGGUGCAGAUCUUGUUACUGCUGAUGAACUUAAGAAAAUUGACAGUGAAGUACGUAAAGAAGUAGAUGAAGCCGUGAAGAUUGCGAAGAGUGAUAAGGAGAUUGCUGUCCAGGAACUUGCUGCUGAUGUUUAUUCAAAUCCCUUGGAGUCCUCCAUUCGGGGCACAACACCCUUCGACCCUUACACACACCAGCGCCUCAGCAAAAUCACCAAUUUGCAUUGAUGUGUUCUCAUUGUUUUUAGCAGUUGUGCAAAAGUUGUUCACAAAGUUGUUCACAUAUUUAUUUACACAGGGUGUAGGGACACAUUUCUGCAACUGUACCAGUAUACAGUUAAAAUAAAAAUUCAUGAUGCUUGCAUGGUAAUCCAUGCAAGCAUCAUGAAUUUUUUUUAACUAUCAUGUACUGGUACAGUUGAAAAAAAAAAAGAGAGAGAGAGAGA